Mytilus trossulus (common blue mussel) is the source of this 444-nucleotide messenger RNA. RefSeq lists its product as uncharacterized. The coding region runs from base 1 to 444 and encodes 147 amino acids. The transcript has 2 exons. NCBI's taxonomy places the organism in Eukaryota, Metazoa, Mollusca, Bivalvia, Mytilida, Mytilidae. The record is from RefSeq and is a predicted model, not a curated record.
AUGUUUUAUUCGUCAAUAGGAUGCAGUAAGAAAUCUUGCCGGUUUUUAGAUGGAUGUGUCUUUCUACAAAACGAUGGUUAUUGUAUGAAGUAUUAUGUCAGACAGUUAAGUUAUGAACCAGCAAGUACAGUUUGCAGACAGGAUGGUGGAGAAUUAUUUAGAAUUGACAGCUAUAGGAAACAAUUAGCAAUGGAGCACAUAUUGAGUAGUGUACUAAGUGUAACCGAUGAUGUAAUUGUUCAAGGAACAAAGGAUUCUCAAGACAGGUGGUUGUUUGACGAUGGAACACCUAUGACCUAUUUCAACUGGAAUUCUCCUGACGGUCAACCAAACAAUGGUCCAACUGAACGUUACAUUCAUAUUAAGUCAAGUAACCAAUGCCUGUGGAAUGAUUUUGGCAGUGCAGAAAGACAAUUUCUUUGCCAGAUAAACGAAAAUAACUAG